This is a messenger RNA of Talaromyces proteolyticus, 1068 nucleotides long. RefSeq names its product putative mitochondrial import receptor subunit. Gene Ontology annotation, biological process: protein import into mitochondrial matrix. NCBI's taxonomy places the organism in Eukaryota, Fungi, Ascomycota, Eurotiomycetes, Eurotiales, Trichocomaceae. Bases 1 to 1068 code for a protein of 355 amino acids. Gene Ontology annotation, molecular function: transmembrane protein transporter activity. The record is from RefSeq and is a predicted model, not a curated record. The transcript has 3 exons. Gene Ontology annotation, cellular component: mitochondrial outer membrane translocase complex; mitochondrial outer membrane.
AUGGCUAAUCUCUCAUCACCCCUUUCCGCUCUGACGGACAACUCUGUUGCUGCUGCUAUUAAAGAUGCAUACGGGUUAUUUUCUGAGCGAAGAGCGGCCCUGGGCUUGCCAAACCCCGGGACAGUCGACAACAUCGCCAGGGAGGUACAAAAAGAGGUUUUGCUAUCGAAUUUCAUGUUUACAGGACUUCGUGCAGACCUUACCAAGGUCUUUGGCAUGACGCCUCUUUUCAGAAUGUCCCACGCCUUCGCCAUGGGUUCAGCUGGCAACAUGCCUCCAUAUAACUUCAGUGCCAUGUAUGGAACACCAAAGGUCUUUCUGCAAGGAAACGUCGGCAGUGAUGGUGGUCUCAAUGCCGUUGGCAACUACCGCUGGAACGAAUCAUUGGUGACCAAGACGAAUGCCCAGAUCAUGUCCGGUGGUGCACAAGGAAUUCUGCAGAUUGACCAUGAUUACACUGGCUCGGACUUCUCUGCUUCUAUUAAGGCUUUCAACCCGUAUCCCUUUGAGGGCGGUCUGACCGGUAUCUUUGUCGGAAGCUACCUUCAAUCCGUGACACCCGCCCUGGCCCUUGGAUUCGAGGCAAUCUGGCAGCGACAAGCACUCAACGCGCGUCCCGAGUCAACCCUUUCCUACUGCGCGAAAUAUCGAGGUGCGGACUGGAUUGCGAGCGCGCAACUACAAGCUCAAGGAGCCAUCGCCGCCUCGUACUGGAGGAAACUUUCUGAGCGAGUCGAAGCUGGUGUUGAUUUGAACCUUCAAUUCGCUCCAAGUGCUGCUGCACUCAUGAUGGGCGGACCAAGCAGGGAAGGAACUGCCACCAUUGGUGCCAAAUAUGAUUUCCGCGCGUCCACGUUCCGUGCCCAAGUCGACAGCGCCGGAAAGGUCAGCUGCCUCCUUGAGAAGCGGAUAGCUAUGCCCAUCUCGCUCACCUUUGCCGGAGAAAUCGACCAAGUCAAGCAACAAGCCAAGGUCGGUCUCGCUGUGUCGCUCGAGAUCGCUGGUGAGGAGCUCAUGGAGCAGCAAGAGAAGGCGGAAAGCCAGGGCACCAUCCCUCCUCCGUUCUAA